UCUUCUUGGACAGCAGCUGCAUCCUUGUCUUGUCCCUGAGAAACAAACAAGAUAUUCACUUGAAAAAAAAGCCACUGCUUAAGACUGUUCUUGCAACAAGAUAGAAUCAUUGGCCAGGAUAUACCGGCAUUUCUCACGUCACUCCAGAUGGUGGCAGUGUUACGCCGAGCAAACGCCAACGCGAAGAGGUAAAACUGAAGGACGCGACGUCCUGCCUCUGCGACGCGCGGAGUUCAAAUUCACAGGCGGGACAACCGGCUGGCUGGACUGCGUGAAACUUCACCAACAUGGAAUAUGACGAUAGCCUCUUAAUGCAACGGAUCGACGAUGGAAAACUGGCCGCGGAGGCGGUACACGGGCAGCAGAUGACUUUCCAUUGCGCGCAAUGCAACACUGUCCUGGCGGACUCCCUCGGCGUCUGUGGGGAGAUCGAACGUAUGGACUCCAUCGUGUGUCUGAGAGUAACCAGUGAUGUGGUCAUCAGUGAUGCGAUGGAGUCAGGACAUAAAGGCGAAAUGGGUAAUUGCAUCUACAGUUCUCUAAAAUGUCGUGGCUGCCGCUGCGCCGUGGGCAAAGUUAUUCACUCAGCUCCGUCAUGUUUGGCCACGAUUCGCUCCCUCUUUCUCCUCUACAAAGCAAACAUCAGUUGUUACAUCCUCAACAGCAGCUCAAUGGUGAAGGCAUCCAAACUCACAUUUGAUCUGAAGCCCCUCAGAGAAAACAUGAAUGAGAUGAGACAGCACUUUGAAGAGCAGUUGGAUCUGAUGUCACGCAUUAAGAGCAGACUGGCCGACAGGAGUGUUACCUGUGUAUUGGAUAAGUAGUAUGCAAGAGCACGCUAGACUGUACCUUGUCCUGGGAUUAGGGACCAUGUGCUCUUUAAUCUGCUACCUCCUGUAGGUUAGUUUGUGUUGUAUGUUAUUUCUUUUUCUGUGUUUUUGUGUCUUAAUGUUUUCAUUAAAUGUUUUUUUUUGGUGAUGCAGGCAU
Xiphias gladius (swordfish) is the source of this 987-nucleotide messenger RNA. It is a transcript of the gene oip5, whose product is annotated as opa interacting protein 5. Gene Ontology annotation, biological process: CENP-A containing chromatin assembly; chromosome segregation. The record is from RefSeq and is a predicted model, not a curated record. Bases 288 to 824 code for a protein of 178 amino acids. Gene Ontology annotation, cellular component: chromatin; nucleus; chromosome, centromeric region. The transcript has 6 exons. Lineage: Eukaryota; Metazoa; Chordata; Actinopteri; Istiophoriformes; Xiphiidae.